CUCCUUAUAUCCAAUCUCAAUCUCUCUUCUUUUAGUUCUUUUAGUCUCCUUGUCCUGUUGCUCAGAGUCUGUCCCAGCUCUAUGGGUUUUUUUGUGCCAUGGGGGUCAUUUCCAUGUAUCUUUCGUCACAGUAGUUGAACCUUUAGGUAAGGCAAAGGCUGAGUUCAGCCCUGGGUUGUAUGGUGGUACUAUUGGUUCACUAAGUGGCUGCAUGGGGCUCUGAGCACUGAUGGAACUGCGGGUGUCCCUGUUCCUUCCAGUUAGUCGGACCCCAUAGCCUUGAAGGGUCCAUUCCAACUCAGGUGAUCCCAUAAUUCCAAAUACCUUGGACACAGUAUGGUAGGAUGGAUGUGGGAUUCUUAGAACCGUGAUAGACCUUCUCACCAAAAAGUGAGCUUGGAGAUUUGCCAUGCUUCUUGCUGCCUCCCUCAACAGAGGGCUUGUAUUCAAAAGGAGCUAACUCUUCUCUCACCCUAAGCAUGAUGCUGUCACGGUAAAGAGCACAGAGAAAAGCCUCAGUGUCACUUUUUGCAAGGCCCUCGGGCUCAUGGCAAACCAAAUGCUGCAAAUGGCCACUGUACAUCAGUUUUUACUCAUUUAAAGAGAGCAGAUGUUUAUCUUUGGAGGAGAAAAGCUGGCAGAGCAACAGCUCCUGAGUGACACGUUUUUUCUUGUUCCCCCCCACCUAAUUUAUCUGAAGGGAGAAGGGCUGUGGGGCACCUGAAGCUUUCUGUUGUGCAUACCUCCCAUGGGAUGGGAGAACAAUUCCAAUCAUAGACCUUAAUCUUAACCCAACCUUGCAGUGAUGCGUGAAGGAAAGCAACUUUAAAAGAUUUAUGCUCUGAGUCUCACUAUUAAAGCCUGAUGUCCUGGUUCAACUCCUGCUGACUUGGGUGAGAAUUGCAGUUAUUUAAGACGACCUUAAUCUUCCAUUGAAUUCUUUCUCUAAGUGACCAAUAUACAUAUUUUCAGUAGAAUUUUGUGGGUUUUUUUUUUUUUUUUUUCCUGUCUUUAGCACAUUUGGUGGCUCAGCAAGUGGUAUCUCUGUACUUUGAGACCUUUCCAUAGCAACAGAUUUUUACAUCAGUCUUUGGUGACUUCAGUGUGGUUUCACAUGCGUAAAGAAUGUCAGAUGCCAGAUGCAGUUCCUGUUUAAGCUGCUUUGUUUGACAGCUUCAGUUUGAAGAUUGAAGAAGAAAUGGUGUAGAAAUGUGAGCUAGGAUUAAAAAACAGGGAUAAAUCUCUUUGUUUUGGAUGACUGUGUUGAGUGGAACUGAAAGUUAUACGAAUGGCUGAAUAUUUAUCUAUCUAUCUAUCUAUCUAUCUAUCUAUCUAUCUAUCUAUCUAUCUAUCAUAAGCUUGUUUUAUUUCUAGUAUUGAAGUUCUUAAAUUUAAUUACAGAUGAAGUCCAUGGAUACAAGCUGUAAGGCAGGAGGUAAUAGAAAUAACUUCUGCUCUAAUUAGCAUUGAGCACUUAGAGAAUGCUUUUCACUGUCAUAUGCCAUGAUUUCUGAUCUUGGCCUUCCUCACCCAUGUUCUCAUCCCCUUUAGUUCUGAAGAAGUCUGAAUUCCCAUCGUGACUCAGGCUCAGCUCUGGCACAGAUACUGGGCUCUCAGUUGUGAUUGACCUCCAUAUGUAGGCUUUCACUUGUGCUGUUCCACUGCAGCUGCAGCCCUGAAAGCCACGAGGCAGUGAUGUAGUCUGCUAAUUUAUCUCCCAGUGGGUAGGAUAGUGGGAAUCUUGGAAGCAAUUGUGUAGACAUAUUUAGAAGAGUCAGCACUGACUUCUUAGGUGGAUGGAGGCUGCUUUUAGUCCUCUCUUCUUAGUGACGAAUCUUGUUUCAUGGAAGUCUGUAGUGCAGAUGGGAAAGCGAUGCAAACAAUGCAGCAGCUGUGGAGAGAGGAUCUUGAGUAAUUUGGAUGGCUUUUUGGAUGUAACUUCUCAGUUAUUGCUAAUAUACAGGCAUUGCAAAAAUCUUUCCAGUGAGUUGUGCAGUCAAGGGCAAGCCCAGAAGUAACCCCUUGCUACUUUGGGCCAUCUCUCAUCUUUCUUGUGCUGGUGUCCCAGCACCAAGAUGUGUUGCCUAAUCUGACUGAUUUGCAUUGCAAUAGAGAUGCUUACUAACGUUUGUGUCCCUGCUGCUAGAUGGAUAAAACAUUUCACCUUCCAAUUGCACCUGUCAAAUUAAAUGAAGUCUUUCAAAUCCCAUAAGCCAGCAGUAGGUUAGAUAUUAGGAAGAGGUGCUUCUCCAAAAGAGUGGUCAGGCACUGGCAUGGCUGCCCAGGGAGGUGGAAGGGGUCAAGAACUAUGGAGAUGUGGCACUAAAGGGAUGUGGCUUAGUGGGCAAUGCUGGUGGUAGGUGGAUGGUUGGACUGGAUGGUUUUAGAGGUCUUUUCCAACCUUAAUGAUUUGAUGAUGGUGAAUCACUGAGUCCUUUUGGUUUUCCCAUAAUGGUCUUUAAGGUAAGUUGGCAAGAAAUUGUCAACUGCACGCCAUUGAGAGCCACAGCUCAGCAGAUAAACUUUCAGAGUUGUUAUCAGUCAGCAGAAAUAUCCUUUCAAGCACAGGUUAAGAGGAACAGAUGUGACCCAUUGACCAGCAGUUUUUCCUGUGCCUCUAACACUCCGGACAGUAAUUGCAGCAGAGAACACAGAGGAUGUGAUAACAACAUUUUUUUUGCUGGGAAGCCUCACCAGCAGGAUAAUUUGUGAUGUGGUUUGGUGCAUUUCCUUCUCUCUUUUUUUUUUUUUCUAUGUGUUUUCAGUGAAAUUUUCCUCUUUAAAAAGGCUCUUAAGUAUGUGCAUGAAUGAAGUUUAUCAUAGCGACGGCAAAAAUACAACUUUGAUCUUUCUUUAAUAAGCGAAAGGACAUGAAAUAGUUUGGAUAGCAGAGCCCUUUCCCUGCCCUUCAGCAGAAUACAUUAUCAGCUCAUAUUUGCAAAUAGCAUUGUACCUCUACUACUCAUUGCCUAUUAUCAACUUCAGCAUUAACAGUCAUCAGCAAGCCUAGAAGGUAUUGAAAAGCCUAAUUUUUUUGGUUAUCUCAUUGAUAAUGUUGAAGCCAACCUCAUGGUUCUGCUUCAAAGUCUUCAAUCCUUGUGCCAAAGCCCCUUUAUUAAUUCAGUUUUCUUCGCUGGAAGCUGCAUUUCAAGAUGCUGCAUAAAAAAAUGUUGGGUUCCCAUUAAGCAGUUGUUGAGAGUGCCAAGCAUUAAGUCUACUAAUGUGAAAACACAAUAGGUAAUCAACAUGUUUCUUUCAGUAAGGAGGAAGGAUGUUUUCAUUACCAGCCUCUGGAGGGCUUGUUCCUGUUCAAAUUUCUCUUUUUCAUCAUAUUUUUUAAGUACUUCUCUAGGCAUGUGUAGGUUGUACAUGGAACAAUCUCCUCAGCUCUGUAUGCUUUGAACAGCUCCUUUCUGCUCCAGUAGGAAACUCCUACAUUUAUGCCACCUAACAUUUGCUUCUUUUAUCUUGGCCAGUGAGUGCGUAUUUCCUUUUGCAAAGGAGGUCCUCAGGUAUUUUAGAAUCAUAGAAAAUGCAGCUCCCCACAGUCCCAAAGGUAAGAAUGGAAGUUUUCCUCUGGUAUUUUCUCAAAGGUAUUUUCUCGUGCUGAGUCAUGAGAAAAAGGUCAAUCCUUCGCUGACCUUUAAGAGUUUGUCUCUUUGAUUACACUGAAGGGCCAGGAUGGAUUGCUGACUAAUGAUUUUCCUUUCAUUUCUCCUAGAAUUAUUCACUGCCUCUGCACAAUGCAGAGACCCCGGCACUGAAUUCUAUGAAGAAAGACUUAAGAAAUGUUGCAGCAAGUGCCCUCCAGGUAGUCAACGUAAGGCAGAGAGCUGCAGUCGCAGCAUGGACACAAAGUGCAUCCCUUGUUUACCUGACACCAUUACAGCCACCUGGAAUUGGUCUCCUCAGUGCUUUGCUUCCUCUCCACCCUGCAGGAAAGGAUUUGUAGAGCAUCAAAUGUGCAUGCUAUCACAGGAUGGGACUUGCAGCUGCUCACCCAACAAGUACUGCAUUUCAAAAUGUAAAGUGCAUAAAAAAUGUGGGAAAGGUUACCGAGUCUCCAGAAGAGGAACAGACAGCACAGACACAGAAUGUAAGCCCUGUCCCUCAUAAGAUUCAGAUGAGGAAUCUUAUGAUACCAGCUGCACACCACAUACAGUUUGUAAAUCAGUGGCUGUUGCAGGAAACAGCAUGAAUGACACUGUUUGCCAUGACUCAGUUGCCACAGCUCUACCUCACACUGUUAUAAACCUCCUCCCGAGCCAAAGCUCAACUUCCAACAAUGGUGAAGUAGUAACACAGCCUGUCAUUCUGAACUCUGUGCCUGACAUCUCCUACAUCAUUGGAUCAGUAACAGGGCCAUUGCUAUUGGUCCUGGUAAUAAUUAAUAAUAAUUUAAUUGCUGUUUUGGAGUAUUGUUUAUUCUCCAAAAAAAAAGCCCUUGCAUACUCACAACCAACUGAAGCAGUGGAUUCGCCUUUUUCCCCUACAGAGAAGCAGUGUGCAAUUCUGCAUUUCUUACUUUUUUGUCAAAACUCCAGCAGUUCUGAACAGGAGGAGCAGCAUCUCUUGGGACUCCUGGAAACUCCUGGCUCAAGCAGCAGCUCCCUGGAUAACCCAGCUGGAUCUGCAAGAGACAGUGUCAUAAAUAACAAAGAUAGUGCUAAGAGUUUCCAACAACAUUAUGCAGCUGCAGAAGGGUGUAAGCUUCACUGUGGAGACAGGCACAGCUCUGCAAGUUCAGAUAAGAAACUCUCAGGUAAUGGAGGAACACAGGUGAAUGUGACUUUUGUUGUUAAAAUAUGUAAUCCGGAUUGUGGCUUCCAGUUUCCAAAACAGACUGGUACAGCUAGCAUGGAUUGUGGAAGUGCUCAGUGUUCUCCAACAGGGGGAGAAGCUCCCCUUUCAAAAGAAGAAAACCCCUUGAAAAAAGAAACUGAAAUUCAGAUAUUGGUGGAAGCCAAGGACAAUUUACUUCGGGAUUUACUUCCAGAUGCAAAGAAGUCUCCUCUGGGUGUUCAAGAUAUGGGGAUGAAAACUGUUUAAAGGAAAUGACAGAUGUUAUACUAAUUGACUGAUAAUCAGAUCAGCCCUUAUGUUCACAACCAAACGUGUUAAAUGUAGAGUUUCUGCAGAUUUGAAAUCUCAGAAGAAUUUAUUUUUUGAGGUUCUUAAUCUCUUCUUCAUCAGCUUUGAGAGUCAAAAGAUGAGUUUUGCAAUUUUGAAUGAGUUACUAUUUUUUAAUGCUUACCGAUCUCACAUAAUGAACUCUCUCUUGAAGGUUGUGUAGAGUAUCUAUAAAAACUGGAAGUGUCUCAGACCUCAGAACCAGAAAAUCCUGUUCACUUGUUGCUCAGUGCUGAGAUCCAUCCACCCACUUCUUAUAGAAAAUCAGUAGAACAGCAUCUAAUCUACAAAUGCAGAUGAGAAUCAGGCUUUUAGAACACAUACUUUAAACUUGCAUAUAACCUUAGAGGUUUAUUAUUACUUCUAGAACGGAGAACUGGCAAAUAGGUCUUUCGUCCUACUAUGAAGGAACUUUUUACAACUUCAUGUUAAACUUGAUGGUCAUUUGAUUUUGUAUAAUGCCCUUUUCUGUGGUACUGAGUAUUUUACUGUCUUACCCAACAGCUCCCAGUGCUGGGAGCACAUUGGAAGAGCAAUGUCAGAGUUUUGAAGAAGUUUUAGAUUACAUUAUGACAGUUAAAAUUCUGGGUUUUCAGAGUAUGGAGCAAUGUGAGAGAAGGGAAAUUCAAUUCUUAUGUUGAAGUAUGAAAAAUGUGUUUGUAUUUGUUAAGAAAAAGUAGUGUCUUUGUACUUACAUCUUUGUUUUCUACCUUCCUACUGAACCCAAAUUCUGCUUUUUAGAAUGGCUUGUUUCUUUCUACUGCCUAAACCAUUGCUUUUAAAGUCAAAAUUUUAUUUCAUAGUACUUAAUUAAAAGAGGAUUGAUGGCCAACUCAUCUCCUGUUGCCUACAGCCAGGCCCUGUUAGCAAGGACACUAUCAGCAACCAUUACUCUUAGAAUGAUGGCUUCAGUGGACAAAGGAAGAGCAACUGAUGUUGUCUACCUAGACUUAUGCAAUGCUUCUGACAUGGUCCCACACCACAUACUUAUCUCUAACUUGGAGAGAUAAGGGUUCAAAGGGUGGACUAUUCUGUGGAUAAGGAAUUGGUUGGAUGGUUGCAGCCAGAGGGUUGUGGUCAAUGUCUCUAGGUGCAGGUGGAAGCUGGUGAUGAGUGGUGUCCCUCAGGGGUCCAUCCUGGGACUGGUGGUCUUUACUAUCUUUAUCAAUGACAUAGGUGAUAGGAUGCAGGUUUGCAGAUGACCCUAAGCUGAGUGCUGCAGUUGACACUAUAAAAGAGAUCCAUCCAAAGAGGCCUGGGCAGGCUUGAAAAAUGGGCCCACGAGAACCUAAUGAGGCUCAACAAGUCCAUGUGCAAGGUGUUGCACUUGGGUUGGGGCAGUCCCAGGUCU
Phasianus colchicus (ring-necked pheasant) is the source of this 6481-nucleotide messenger RNA. Lineage: Eukaryota; Metazoa; Chordata; Aves; Galliformes; Phasianidae. The record is from RefSeq and is a predicted model, not a curated record.